GGACGCAAACCCGGCUAUUUCUCCUUCCUGGAUCCGUUUUCUCCGGGCGUCUGGCUCUUCAUGCUUCUAGCCUAUCUGGCUGUCAGCUGUGUCCUCUUCCUGGUGGCUCGGUUGACGCCCUACGAGUGGUACAGCCCACACCCGUGUGCCCAGGGCCGGUGCAACCUCCUGGUGAACCAGUACUCCCUGGGCAAUAGCCUCUGGUUUCCAGUCGGAGGCUUCAUGCAGCAGGGCUCCACCAUCGCCCCCCGCGCCUUAUCCACCCGCUGUGUCAGUGGCGUCUGGUGGGCAUUCACGCUGAUCAUCAUCUCAUCCUACACGGCCAACCUGGCAGCCUUCCUGACCGUGCAGCGCAUGGAUGUGCCCAUUGAGUCAGUGGAUGACCUGGCUGACCAGACCGCCAUUGAGUAUGGCACAAUUCACGGAGGCUCCAGCAUGACCUUCUUCCAAAAUUCCCGCUACCAGACCUACCAGCGCAUGUGGAAUUACAUGUAUUCCAAGCAGCCAAGUGUGUUUGUGAAGAGCACAGAGGAGGGAAUCGCAAGGGUGUUGAACUCCAACUACGCCUUCCUCCUGGAGUCCACCAUGAAUGAGUACUAUCGGCAGCGAAACUGCAACCUCACUCAGAUUGGGGGCCUGCUGGACACCAAGGGCUAUGGGAUUGGCAUGCCAGUCGGCUCGGUUUUCCGGGACGAGUUUGAUCUGGCCAUUCUCCAGCUGCAGGAGAACAACCGUUUGGAGAUCCUGAAACGCAAAUGGUGGGAAGGGGGGAAAUGCCCCAAGGAGGAAGAUCACAGAGCUAAAGGCCUGGGAAUGGAGAAUAUUGGUGGAAUCUUUGUGGUUCUUAUUUGUGGCUUAAUCGUGGCCAUUUUUAUGGCUAUGUUGGAGUUUUUAUGGACUCUCAGACACUCAGAAGCAACUGAGGUAAACUUUCAAAGGGAGAGUUUUCAUUUGCUGAUGAAAAACAAAUUCUAUGCAAUUUCUGGUCGUAAACUUAGAAAAAUCAGAGGGAGCGAGAAACAGCCGCUGCCACCACCUCCUCCUCCACCACCGCCGCCACCGCCUUGA
Molecule: messenger RNA, 1068 nt
Organism: Carlito syrichta (Philippine tarsier)
Lineage: Eukaryota; Metazoa; Chordata; Mammalia; Primates; Tarsiidae
Gene: GRIK4
Product: glutamate ionotropic receptor kainate type subunit 4
Exons: 7
Biological process (GO): synaptic transmission, glutamatergic; modulation of chemical synaptic transmission; monoatomic ion transport
Cellular component (GO): presynaptic membrane; plasma membrane; postsynaptic membrane
Molecular function (GO): transmitter-gated monoatomic ion channel activity involved in regulation of postsynaptic membrane potential; kainate selective glutamate receptor activity
Source: RefSeq, a predicted model, not a curated record